Messenger RNA from Toxotes jaculatrix (banded archerfish), 4855 nucleotides. RefSeq names its product catenin delta-1-like. Gene Ontology annotation, cellular component: nucleus; plasma membrane; cytoplasm. The record is from RefSeq and is a predicted model, not a curated record. Gene Ontology annotation, biological process: cell-cell adhesion; cell-cell junction assembly. The transcript has 21 exons. Bases 256 to 3024 code for a protein of 922 amino acids. Gene Ontology annotation, molecular function: cadherin binding. Lineage: Eukaryota; Metazoa; Chordata; Actinopteri; Toxotidae.
CGGUGAUGUCGCUUCGUCUUUAACGAGCUUGACCCAGAACCCGGAGAAGGAGGGGGAAAGAGGGGAGAAAACACACCAAAACGCGUAGUAGUCUGGAAGGCGUCGGGGCAGGCUUUCCACGAGCAGUCUGUUCCUCCUUGUUUCUGGCCUUGGUGGUUCGGUGACCUGCUACACAUGAGCCGCUAGAGCUCAUCCUCAGACCUUGGCGUGAUCUCUCACCUCUUCUACCAAACCACGCCCGCAGGUCAAGUGUGUAUGGAGCAGUGUGAGAGCGCAGCGGCUCUGCUGGAGUCAGUCAGGGAGCAGGAGGUGCAGUUUGAACAGCUGACCCGGGCGCUGGAGGAGGAGAGGAGGAGAGUGGGCCUCCCUGCCGCCAGCCCCUCAGCGCUGGGUCGCCCCCUCCCUCACACACAGAACGGGCGUUUAGGGGAUGCAGACAUAGAACGACUGAAACUGACGGACGCAUACUUAAACGGCACACAGUACAGGAUGGUGGACCCUGCACACGGCGCUCUAGAUGAGAGCUACACGCCAGAGGACGACUCCCAGGAAGUACAUUCAGUCUUUUCCGAUGAGGGAACCACACGACGGCCGGACACGACUCUCCCUCAGAUGAAGAAACCGAUCUCACGUACAGUCAUGCCCUCCGACUCGAUGUCCAUUGACGGGGGCCUGGUGGUGUCCGGUAUGGGCGGCUACAGCGCCACACUGGACCGUCCUUACAGGCAGGCUGGAGCGGGAGACUACCCCACUGCCACAGUUCCCAGAAACUACCACUAUGGCCCUGUCGGGGGUUACGAUGACUACCGGAGUGGUCCGCCAUCAGAAGCGUACACUAGUCUGGGCAGGGGCUCACACAUGGACGAUCGUUACAGGCCGGUUGAUGGUUACAGCACCCUGGAUUCUGGCUACCGGGGCCCGAGCCAUCAGCAGCUUCACCCCUAUGCAGCACAGCCCCAGGUGAGCCGGGGAAUGAGGGCCAUUGGCUCAUCGAUCGAGGUGCGCUAUGGCCACGGCCACUACGGUAUGGAGGAUGACCAACGCAGUGUGGGAUAUGAUGACUACGGCAUGGGGCCUCCUCCCAUGCACCCCGGAGGCUACGGUACCAUGCCACGCUUGGGGCCCAGCCCUGGGGGCAUGGACAGACGAAGACUUAGGAGCUGUGAGGAUACUUUGGAUAGUGACAUGGGAGGAGUAGACCGUUACGCCUGGGGCGUUCCCAUGACGUUGGACAGGGGGAGCUUGGCUUCACUGGACAGCACACUGAGGAAGCCUCCUCCUGGCUCAUGGAGACAGCCUGAGCUGCCGGAAGUCAUCGCCAUGUUGAACUACCGUCUGGACCCUGUCAAGACAAACGCUGCUGCCUUCCUCCAGCAUCUCACAUUCAAAAAUGACAAGGUUAAGUCAGAAGUCCGUCGACUGAAGGGUAUCCCAUCAUUGGUGUCAAUGCUGGACCACCCCAGCAAGGAGGUGCACCACUCAGCCUGCGGAGCACUAAAGAACAUUUCAUACGGGCGAGACCCAGACAACAAGAUCGCCAUCAAGAACUGCGAUGGCGUGCCCGCUCUGGUCAGGUUACUGAGGAAAACCCACGACCAGGACCUCACUGACACUAUCACAGGCACCUUGUGGAACCUCUCAUCCCACGACGCGGUAAAGAUGGAGAUUGUGGACCAUGCCCUGCACGCCCUAGUCGACGAGGUGAUAGUUCCCCACUCGGGCUGGGAGCGAGGGAGCAAUGGUGGCGAGGAGAGCUGCAAACCACGCCAUCUGGAGUGGGAGACCGCCUUGACCAACACUGCUGGCUGCCUUAGGAAUGUGAGUUCAGAACGCAGCGAGGCCAGGCGAAAGCUGAGAGAAUGCACAGGAUUGGUGGAUUCACUCAUGUACAUUGUCCAAUCACAGAUCAACCGCAAAGAUGUGGAUAAUAAGUUGGUGGAGAACUGUGUUUGCCUCCUGAGGAAUCUGUCCUAUCAGGUCCACCGCGAAGUCCCCGGCUGUGAACGUUACGCAGAGACCACGCCCCUCAACCAGGGACCUGCCCCCGCUAACAAAGGCGGCUGCUUUGGCUCCCGAAAGGGCAAAGAUGAGUGGUUUUCCAAAGGAAAGAAGGAUGGAGAUGAUGGAAGCGGAGAUCAGGUGGAUAUUCCAAAGAGGACAACACCCGCCAAAGGUUACGAGCUGUUGUUCCAACCAGAGGUGGUGCGUGUUUACACAUCGCUGCUCAGAGAGAGCAAGAACCCCUCGGUGCUAGAGGCCGCUGCCGGUGCCAUCCAGAACUUGUCUGCCGGCCGAUGGACUUAUGGUCGAUAUAUCCGGGCCAUCGUGCGUCUGGAGAAGGGGCUUCCCAUGAUGGCGGAACUACUGGCUCACGGCAACGACCGUGUGGUCAGAGCAAUGUCCGGAGCCUUGAGGAACCUCGCCAUCGACAACCGCAACUGUGAACUGCUCGGUUUGCAUGCAGUGCCUCACCUUGUGGCCAACCUGCCUGGAGGCCAGGGUCAGUCUGGGCGAACUUUAUCGGAGGAGACGGUGGUGUCUGUACUCAGCACGCUCGCUGAGGUGCUAGGCAACAGUCUGGAGGCAGCAAAGACACUUCGAGCCUCGCAGGGCAUCGAGAGGCUGGUGCUUAUUAACAAGGAUGGCAAACGUUCAGAGCGUGAGGUGCGGGGGGCGGGCCAGGUGCUGCAGCUGGUCUGGGCCCAUAAGGAACUCCGCCGGCCUCUUGAGAAAGACGGCUGGAAGAAGACAGACUUCAUGGUCAACCUGAACCCCAACACCAGCACCACCAACGGCCCGAGCACCCGAGCUAACGGCACCCAUGAAGACAGCACCACGCCACUGCUGGGCAGAGGGGAAAAGAGAGACAUGAUUCCACUAAAUGACCUUGGCCCUGAGGCCUACUCUACACUGGACCAGAGGGAGAGGAGGCACACUCUGGAUGACACCACAGACACUUUACCGCGUGGGGUGUAUGGGGGCAGAAAGGGCUCCCUGCCUCUGUUGGACUCCUACGAUGGUUAGCCCUCCCCCCCCUCCCCUCUACCCCCCUCUGCAUGUAACAGCAUGAAAAACUGAUAGUGUGCAUCACCCAGACGGGGCCGUCCCUGCCCUACCACUGCUACUGAGGAGAGAAGAUUGAGAUGCACAAACUACCACCCCGCCCCCCCAUCCUCCUCCUCUCCCCUCCUCUCUUUCUCUCUCUCUCUCUAUCACCACCUAAAUGGGAUCAGAAGAUGAGGGUUGGCAUCCAAAGAAAGUGGUUGUGCUUGAAGGCAAAAAGCUUCGUGCAACACACACGUCCAGUUAAACCCCCACUUUUUACAAAUUCAUUGAAGUGUAGCAACAAAAAUAUGUUCUGAUUUUUUUUUUUUAAAUUAUAGUUCUUCUGUAAAGGCAAUCACAUUUGUUGACAAUCAUUUAAUUCUGGUGUUCUCAUCCUGCUUGUUUUUGUUUUCUCUUGCUAUUGUCAGCAUUUUUGAUAAAAUGUUGUCAUGGUCAUGGACAUAUUGCUGCCAACACCCAUAUCCUAAUGAUGAAUUUGUAUGUAGACUUCUAUGUAGGGUAUAUACUGUAUAUAAAAAGAAAAUGGGAUGACUGCAUUAGUUUUGGCUCAUUAAUUUAAAUCGUCCCUUUACUGGGACUGUUGGGAGGUAUGUAACUGGGACGCGCCGGCAGACCAACGGUCGCCCUGUAGGUUGAGAAUGUUUAUAUAGGAGUUAUUUUCCUGUCUAGAGUUAUUUUCUCUCAGUUGGGAUGAGCACAGGUGUAGACAAGAAAAGGCAGGUGUGUGUAUAUUUGUCAUACAGUAAAACCUGUGGCUGCGCGUGUGUGUGUGUAUAUGGGAAAAAAAAAAUGAAUAUGGACCUUUUUGAACGAGUGUGUUUUUGUGUAUGCGUGUGCGCAUGGACCAGUCCCAUAAGACCACACGUUGAUUAUUUCAUCUGUUCAUGUUGUCCGUUUUUAAUUGUGUGCUCCUGUGACAAAGCAAUUUUUUUUUUUUUUUUUUUUUUUAAAUUUUCUUAGUUUUUAUGUACCAACUGCCUCUUUUUGUGUUUGAUACCUUAAUUUCAAACUUUUUCUUUUGCUCCCCUUGUGGGGAAAAAACAAUGGCAUUUUCAGCUGCUGUGUUUUGACUCUGACCACAUUAAACCCAUUUCUGAAAUGUGAAGCUCUGAACAUACUCCGCUAAAACUCUAAAAACAUUUUAGCAUCCUGCUUCACAAACCAUUCCUUGCUCUAUUACUGAAGGUAAACACUAUAGACAUGACUUACUUCACACUAACAAACACUUUGGACUAUUAUUCUUCUCUUAAAGUCUGAUUUCUCCUCAAACUCCUAAAGAAAAGCCUGUUUUUUUUUAACCAUUCUUACAUGCACAUCUGCAUUUAUAUUGCAACGUUUUACAUAAAAACACUUAGAUUUGGGAGGUGUCUUCACUCAGGAGACUCGAGUUUUAACAGAUUGCGGAGAAAUGUUGAUGUUUAACUUGAGAGCUGGACAAAAAGCACAUUUUAGUCGAUGAUCCUUUUUUUUGUACUUUUUUUCUGUCUGGUUUGCAUUUUAUUUUGGGGUUUGUAAAUGAGGGAACGGUGGGUGAGAGAAUUAUGCAAUUUGUUCUACUUUUUAGCCCCAGUUUUACCACUGACUUGUUUAAAAGGCAAAAGAGACCAAUCAUCUUUGUUUUUUUUUUCAGUCUUCACUCUCAUAGUAUAUUUGUACUGUUGCCUAUCCGUGUAAAGUUAUGAUGUACCAUUCAUACCUGCCUUGGCUCUGAGAAGUUGCUUUUUUUCAGUAAAGUAUGUAACUGGUUAUACUGUUGUUUUUAUAAAUAAAGAUCUUUUCUUAGACAAGA